Molecule: messenger RNA, 2352 nt
Organism: Drosophila obscura
Lineage: Eukaryota; Metazoa; Arthropoda; Insecta; Diptera; Drosophilidae
Product: carboxypeptidase B
Exons: 5
Coding region: 896-2221 (441 amino acids)
Biological process (GO): proteolysis
Molecular function (GO): zinc ion binding; metallocarboxypeptidase activity
Source: RefSeq, a predicted model, not a curated record
AACCGCCACAUGCGGAUGCAAAAUACAAAAUAUAUCCACAAAUAAAAACCGAAAGAACAGAAAUUGUUGGUGUGUGUGUCAAACAAGUUUCCAAUCUGCAAACCAAUCCAAUCCAAUCGAGAACCAAUCAAAAUUAACGCACGCAAUUAAAGAAAAGAAAAAGUUGACAACUAACCAAAAAUUAGCAUAAAACUAAAAGGGAUCAAGCAUCCCUCCUCCUCACAUAAGUUCUAAUCGGAAAUAUAUAUAGACACAGAAGCGUGCCGCGUUUUAUCAUCGGGCUGUUGGGUUGUCUGCCUUCCCGCAUCUUGUCUCGUGACGCGUUCCAAACUCCGAUCCGCUCCGAUCCGCUCCACUCCGAUCCGAUUUGAAACUCUCGGCAACUGGUCGUGGUAGAGCCCCUGACCUUGACACUCACUUUUCUAAACAAUAAGCGCGAUUUUCGGCUUCGACUUCGGCUUCGGUUGUUGGUUUAUUUUUUCUGUUGACCAGGCCCAGCACAGCAUCGUCUUCUUUCUCGGCCGCUUUUUAAGCUGCCCGUCAGUCUUCGCCCGCAACGGAGAUGGAACGCACGGACCCAAACGAAAUGUUUAACUAGUUAUCGUAACUAAACUAACUAAUUUGUGUGCUCUUCGUUUACGUUGCAUAAUCGUGUGCAUCAAGUGCAGCCGUGCAAAUAAAAACCAAGCAAAUACAGCAAAAAAAAAAAAAAGUGAAUAAAACUAAAGAGAGAAAUAAAAGCGUGUGCUUUUGUCCAUGCAAUUGCAUAUUUUAAUACAUAAUUGGCCAGACGAUUAAACAAAAGAUCGUGUAAUAUAUACAUACACACUGUAUAUACCAACAUAUAGUAUACAUAAUCGGAGGCCACAUCGGAGUAUACGGUUGUAGUGCAAAAAUGUGGCAGCGGAUCGUGUGCAGCUUGACGUUAUGUCUGGUCGGCUUGGCGGCCAACAGUCUCGCCAACAAUCUGGCCGGCUAUGAAGGCUACACAAAAUACACUGUCGAACAUGGCAAUGAGAAUGCCUUUCGCUAUAUGGUCGAUCUGCAGACUAACGAUGCGGAUCUGGACUUUUGGCUGCUCACCCGCAACAUGUCCGUGCUGACAGUGAGCCCCAAGCGCAAGUCUCAAUUCGAGUCGCGUCUCUCCAAUCUGGGUGUCAGCUAUCAGGUGCAGCCGCUGAUGGAGCUGAUGGCUGCGCUGCAGGCAAACAGCACGUAUGCGGAUGAGUCUGGGCAGUACGAGGAGGAGGAGGAGUGCCAGGCGGCUGACUGUGGGGACUCGGAGCGACCACGGCGUCGCUCGCGUCGCCAGGCGCGCGGCUUCUUCUCACACUAUCCGCGUUACAGCGAGAUUCUCAGCUUCAUGAGCGGCCUGGCCGCACGCUAUCCCCAGUACUGUCGCUACGAGUCGCUGGGUCGCUCCAACGAGGGUCGCCACAUUGCUGCGCUGUCCAUAUCGCUGAACACAAGGACACGACCGCGUCGUGUGGCCUAUAUACAGGCGGCGGCCCAUGGCAGGGAAUGGAUCACCACACAGACGGUGCUGUAUCUGGCCUACGAGCUGCUGAGCAAUUUGCGCGCCUUCCAGCGGGUGCUGCAGGAUGUGGAGGUGUUCCUGGUGCCGCUGGUCAAUCCCGAUGGCUACGAGUACACGCACACAUCGGAUCGCUUCUGGCGCAAGAAUCGUCAUCGGUAUGCGGGCCAUGCCUGCGCUGGCGUGGACAUCAAUCGGAACUUUGGCAACCACUGGAACUAUCAGGGCGCCAGUCAGAAUCUCUGCUCGGAGGUGUACUCGGGCACGGCCCCCAACUCUGAGCCGGAAACAUCGGCCGUGGUGCGCUAUUUGGAAUUCAAUCGGCAACGUGUGAAACUCAGCCUGGAUGUUCACUCAUUUGGCAAAUUCAUUUUUUAUCCCUACGGCUAUGCGAAAAACACAGUGCCCCCCACCGUGGGAACACUGCGCGCGGUGGCCCUGAGAGCCGCCAACCAAAUCGGAAAAUAUCGCGGCACCCGCUACACCACCGGCACCUCGGCCUCCAUUCUGUACGAGGCAUCCGGCAGUUUGGAUGACUAUGCCUACGGCAACCUGGGCAUACCACUGUCCUAUACGCUCGAGCUGCCCGGCGAUGAGUUCCAUGUGCCAUCCUCGGACAUCAUACACGUCUGCAAGGAGACAUUUGCCGGCUUCGUUGAGUUCAUUCGACAUGCCAGUCUGUACUAGAAGAGACCCCCACCUGCACAACCUUCCUUCCUUUGUAUUCUGUAAGCUGUUGAAGCAAAUUGAAUUUAUUGUUUGUUAACUAAACUAAUUAGGCAUUAAGCAUUAAAGAGAUGAUUAAUACACGUAACAGA